Messenger RNA from Cuscuta campestris, 1238 nucleotides. Lineage: Eukaryota; Viridiplantae; Streptophyta; Magnoliopsida; Solanales; Convolvulaceae. The record is from the annotation of a GenBank genome assembly.
CGAGUUGUUCUAAUUAAUGCUUUACGUAUGUUAAAAGGAAAAUAUACUCCGUGCCUCUGUGGAACGUCUGAACGGUGGUCAGCGGAAAAGCAUUUUUCUUUCCUCCAAGUUGAGCAAAUCUCUGCCCAUCAGUAAUUGAAAACUAGGAUUUCUUUGGUAAACUGAAGCCAAGAAUGAUCGAGAAGAAGAGGGUUCAGUUCUUCAUCGCCGUCGUCGUUGUCGCCGUUCUGAGUAUCACCGCUGAAAAAUGUAGGGAAGUAGUUGGCAAAGAGGCGGCAUCCAAAAGUGGGGAUUUUAACAUUUUGAACUGCUUAGAUGGGGGAACUGGAACCCUAGCAUGUGUUGUCAAGGAGAGUGUAAAGCUGUACUUUUAUAAUAUUAGAAGCUCACACAUCGAGAGAGCUAGGAAUGUAGCAAUUGAGGAGGCAAUGGCGUCUCUUGCUGAUGCCAUAUCUCAAGGCAUGCCUGCAAAGGAUGCAGCUAAGCGUGUACAGAUAGAAGGCGCAAAAGCUGCCAAACUGGCAAAACGACAAGCAAAUCGAAUCAUUGCCCCUAUCAUUUCUUCCGGGUGGGAUUUUUUCGAAGCACUCUACUUGGGGGGUACAAUGACCGAAGCAGUCCUAAGGAGCAUGGGUACAUUGUCUGGCACCUAUUAUGUUGGCUUUCUUGGGGAGGCAAGCUUUGGAAGGGUUGGGUACUUUGUUGGAAGUGAGCUGGGUAGUUGGGUGGGAGGAAGGGUUGGCCUUAUGCUUUAUGAUUUGGUGAAUGGAAUAGAGUAUGUUCUUGAGGUUCUCCAUCUGAAAGAACCCCUUCCUCCUGAACUCAGUCAACAAGUAUAUGCUGCAUCAGAAAUUCUUGAAAGUUUCAACAACAAUGAAGCUUUUCCUUCCCAAGAGUCUGCAGGCAAUGAUGAGUUCUAGAUCAGGUGAACAACAUCAAUGUCCUCAAACUUGUCCCCCUUUUUAAUAUGAGAUGGUAAUUAAUUAAGGGCAUUAUUGUCAUAGUCAUUGUUUUCAGUCGUCGUCUUAUAAUUAAUUUUAUGUUUUUUUCUUCUUCCUGAUAGGAAGAAUCUCCAACAUUUGUACAUUUGUACUAUAGUGAAUAACAGUUCCAUGUUUGCACAUGAGAGUCACAAGGGGAUCUGGGUGGGUAAAAAUCAAUGAAUCCGUACUCCCCCCGAAAACACACAUUCCUUUUGAACGUGGGUACUUAUGUAUGAAUGAAAGCCUUACCCGUUU